Molecule: messenger RNA, 2966 nt
Organism: Heterocephalus glaber (naked mole-rat)
Lineage: Eukaryota; Metazoa; Chordata; Mammalia; Rodentia; Bathyergidae
Source: RefSeq, a predicted model, not a curated record
CCCGCCGGAGCGCUCGCGGCUAUAAGGGCCAGAGGCCACGGAGCACGAAGCGCACGGAGCGCCGGAGCAGAGCCAGGAUGUGCGGAAUUUUCGCUUACAUGAACUACAGAGUCCCCCGGACAAGGAGGGAGAUUUUUGAGACGCUCAUCAAGGGCCUGCAGCGUCUUGAGUACAGAGGCUAUGACUCGGCAGGUGUGGCCAUUGAUGGCAAUAAUCAUGAAGUCAAAGAAAGACACAUCCAGCUGGUCAAGAAAAAGGGCAAAGUGAAGGCUUUGGAUGAAGAACUUUACAAACAAGAGAGUAUGGACUUGAAGGUGGAGUUUGAGACGCACUUUGGCAUUGCCCACACGCGCUGGGCCACCCACGGGGUCCCCAGUGCUGUCAACAGCCACCCUCAGCGCUCAGACAAAGGGAACGAAUUUGUUGUCAUCCAUAAUGGGAUCAUCACAAAUUACAAAGAUCUGAGGAAAUUUCUGGAAAGCAAAGGCUACGAGUUUGAGUCGGAAACAGACACAGAGACCAUCGCCAAGCUGAUCAAAUACGUGUUUGACAACAGGGAAACUGAGGACAUUACUUUUUCAACACUGGUCGAGAGAGUCAUUCAGCAGUUGGAAGGCGCGUUUGCGUUGGUUUUCAAGAGCUUGCACUACCCAGGAGAAGCGGUAGCCACAAGGAGAGGCAGCCCACUGCUCAUCGGAGUGCGCAGCAAAUACAAACUCUCCACGGAGCAGAUCCCCGUCUUAUACAGGACAUGCAAUGUUGAGAAUGUGAAGAAUAUCUGUAAAAAGAGGAUGAAGAGGCUGGACAGCUCCACCUGCCUUCACGCUGUGGGCGACAAAGCCGUGGAAUUCUUCUUUGCUUCUGAUGCAAGCGUGGUGUUCCCCCUCGUCGCCACCCGGCCUGGUGGUGGUGGCACCCUUUUUUCUUCUGGCCUCUUCUCCCGCUCCGCCUCUCUUCGGGCCCUUGCUCUGGCUCCAGCAAAGCAUGCAGAAGAGGGGCUCUCUGUGAGUGACGCUGUCACAGGGAGCGCAUCUCUCAGGCAUCCGGUAGGGGACCUUUCUCAGCACAUGGUAUGCAGACAAGCUGUGAUGCCUUUACAGUGCCCGCCACCGGGUCCUGCCCUGUGCUCUCUGCCUGUGCCCCUCUCGUGUGUCCCUGCAGCACCGUGUUACACGCGAUCCCUCGAAGCCCAGCUGCCCUGCGUCUCUGCGGUGCCCAGGAUGGACUUCAGCCUCUGUUCCUUUUGUCUUCAGACACGACAAGUGCUGGAGGAACUGACCGAGCUCCCUGUGAUGGUUGAACUUGCCAGCGAUUUCCUGGACAGGAACACACCUGUCUUCAGGGAUGAUGUCUGCUUUUUCAUCAGCCAGUCCGGCGAGACCGCGGACACGCUCCUGGCGCUGCGCUACGUGGGCGUCACCAACACCGUGGGCGGCUCCAUCUCGCGCGAGACCGACUGCGACUGCGGCGUCCACGUCAGCGGCUCGGAGAUCGGCGUGGCCAGCGCCAAGGCCUACACCAGCCCGUUCAUCUCCCUGGUGAUGUUUGGCUUGAUGAUGUCUGAAGACCGGAUUUCGCUACAAAACAGGAGGCAAGAGAUCACCCGGGGCCUGCGGUCCUUCCCCGAGCUGAUCAGGGAGGUGCUGUCCCUGGAAGAGAAGAUCCACGACCUGGCCCUGGAGCUCUACACACAGAGGUCCCUUCUGGUGAUGGGCAGGGGCUACAACUAUGCCACGUGCCUGGAAGGAGCCUUGAAAAUUAAAGAGAUAACCUACAUGCAUUCGGAAGGCAUUCUGGCCGGGGAGCUGAAGCACGGGCCCCUGGCACUGGUUGACAAGCAGAUGCCAGUCAUCAUGGUGAUCAUGAAGGAUCCUUGUUUUGCCAAAUGCCAGAACGCUUUGCAGCAAGUCACAGCCCGCCAGGGUCGCCCGAUUAUACUGUGCUGCAAGGAUGACACUGAGAGUUCUAAGUUUGCAUACAAAACCAUCGAGCUGCCCCACACCGUGGACUGCCUGCAGGGCAUCCUGAGCGUGAUCCCGCUGCAGCUUCUCUCUUUCCACCUGGCUGUGCUCCGAGGAUAUGAUGUUGACUUCCCCAGAAAUCUGGCCAAGUCUGUCACUGUGGAAUGAGGAGAAUCGUGACCAUUAGUCUGUUCGAGACCUGUCACGCAGCGGAUGCCACAGGGGAAAGUGAGCACUCCUGGUGCCGCGUGUUCCCAGUAGAGCUUGACAGCUGCGAUGUGCCUUGUACCCAAGUGCUUUUGCUUACAGCAAAUACUGUCUCUGUGUCCUGAAGUCGCCUGAGGAGAAGAGGAUUAUUGUUUACACACGGGGGUCAGAGCAGACUUUCCCACUGCUGUGCAAUAGAUAUAUGGCUCUCUCAGAGUAACUGUGAACCUUUUAAACCAACACUAGUUAGUUUUAAAAAACGAAGUAUUUAUAAUGACGACUGUAUAGCUUAAGUUAUUUUUCUAUAUGUGGCUUUCUGUAGCCACGGUAAUACCCAGACUCUUCACCUCAGCUACCCACUGCACUGGCUCUGGGUUCGCUCCUGGUGAGUGGCCUUCAUCGCAGAUUGAGCACAAGGGAUUGACCAUCUGGACUUCUUCGCCCUUCCCUCCUCCCUGGGCUGCUCCUGGCUCUGUCCUCUGAUGUCAGUGAAGCCCUCCAGCCAUCUUCCUCUGCCCUCCCUAAGUCCAGUUGACAUUUCAGCUUCCUCCAAUACUUUUUUCUGUUUUAGGGCCCAAAUCCGACCAACUGUCUGACUUAGGUUGAAUCAGACAAUGGUUCUUUAUAAGCCCAAGCAGCAUUUUGGUCCCUGCUCCCCUACCCAUAUUAGAUAUUAGAACAGCUUGAAAAGUCCCAUGCAGGAGGGCAGUUUCAAGUGGGCUACCCUGGUCUCUAUUCAAAAGCGCGCACAAUCAAAGUACUAUGCAAUUUUAAGACAAUAAAGACAGUACAUUUGCA